Messenger RNA from Paramecium sonneborni, 912 nucleotides. The record is from the annotation of a GenBank genome assembly. Lineage: Eukaryota; Ciliophora; Oligohymenophorea; Peniculida; Parameciidae.
AUGCAAAAUGCCAAUAAUAAUAAUGAUACUCAAUUCCAGUUGUAUAAAAUAAUACAAAAUGAAGAAAAUAGUUUUUAUGUUAUAACUUUAAAUAAUAAAGGAAAUCUUCUUAUGGCAGGAGAUUUUGAUGGAAAUAUGUUUUUAUAUGAAAAUUGUAGUUUGAUCAAUAGUUAUAGAUAUCAUAAAAAAUUUGUGAUUACACUAAAAUUUUCACCUACUGGGAAAUAUUUAGCCAGUGGAUCAGCUGAUUGUAAAAUUGGAAGAGUAGAAAUAGAUGGAACUUAAUAAAUAUAAUUUAGAUUAUUAUCACAUCAUAAAGCAUAUGUAAUGAAGGUAGAUUUCAGUCCAAAUGAGAAUUAUUUAUUAUCAGCAAGUUCAGAUAAAUAACUAUUAGUUUUCAAUUCAAAAUCAUGUGAAUUACUCUCAAGGUAUUAUUUUCCUUACGGGUUAAAUUUUGUUUAAUUUAUAAGUGAAUCUAAACUUUUCAUAUAUGGUACAUUUGGAUCUUUAAAUUUAAGGAAUUUUCCUAAAAUAAAGAAAUGUGAUAAGAUGAAGAAUCCUCAACAUUAAAUAAAGUAAGUAUCAUUAAUAAAUAACAUCUCUAAUUCUCAAUUAUUCUUAAUGAAUGGAUAGAAAAGAUCACAAGCCUAUCUUAUUAAUUAAAUAAAUUUUAAAAUAAUAAGAAGAUUUUAAACUGAAAAUAAACAUGAUAUAAUGAAUAUUCAUUUAAAAGAUUUAAAAGCAAUUCUUACAACAAGUGAAAAUAUUGAAAUAUUGGAUUGGGUUACAGCUAGAAUAUUAUUUAGUUUAGAUUCUAGUACUAGAAUUGGUUCUUCUCUCGUAUCUGAUGAUGGAAUGUAUCUCUAUGCUGUAAGUAGGAAUAAUAUAAAAAUUUGGAUUUUAAAAAAUUGA